UAUUUUUAUAGUAAAUUGGUAAUAAAUUGAAUUAAAGCCUUUUUCAUUUUGAUUCAAACAUGGAUACAUUUGAUGUUUCAGAUAGGAGUAGUUGGUAUUUUGGCUCCAUGUCUAGACAAGAUGCAACCGAAAUAUUAAUGAGCGAGAGGGAACGAGGAGUUUUUUUGGUUCGCGACAGCAAUUCAAUUGAAGGCGAUUACGUCCUUUGUGUUAGAGAAGACACUAAAGUUAGUAACUACAUUAUAAACAAGGUGCAACAACAAGACCAAAUAGUUUACCGGAUUGGCGACCAGUCUUUCGAAAACCUUCCUAAGUUAUUGACUUUCUACACAUUGCAUUAUUUGGAUACCACACCACUGAAGCGACCCGCUCAGAAAAAACUUGAAAAAGUUAUUGGCAAAUUCGAUUUUGUUGGAAGUGAUCAAGACGAUUUACCAUUUCAACGAGGUGAAGUUCUCUCGAUCAUUCGCAAAGAUGAAGACCAAUGGUGGACAGCCCGCAAUUCCACUGGUCUUGUUGGACAAAUACCAGUUCCCUAUGUUCAACGUGUAAGUUUUUAAUUAUUUUAUUCUUUUAU
Messenger RNA from Drosophila navojoa, 577 nucleotides. RefSeq names its product Crk proto-oncogene, adaptor protein (gene Crk). Gene Ontology annotation, molecular function: receptor tyrosine kinase binding; signaling adaptor activity. Gene Ontology annotation, biological process: enzyme-linked receptor protein signaling pathway; cell migration. The record is from RefSeq and is a predicted model, not a curated record. Gene Ontology annotation, cellular component: cytoplasm. NCBI's taxonomy places the organism in Eukaryota, Metazoa, Arthropoda, Insecta, Diptera, Drosophilidae.